Cladocopium goreaui is the source of this 1108-nucleotide messenger RNA. The record is from the annotation of a GenBank genome assembly. Lineage: Eukaryota; Dinophyceae; Suessiales; Symbiodiniaceae.
CGGACCGAUUGACCAGCCGAUCGGUUCGGUGUGUGUGAACCGAUCGGUUCGGUGUGUGCACAAUGGACAUCAAAAAUAUUCCGGUCUUCAAGGCAUGUGGUUGUAUGUGCUGUAUUUUCUGGCUGAUUUUCACAAUCAUUGCUGUGAUCCUCUCAAUCACGUCUAUGGAACAAGGAAAAUAUGCAGUGCAGUUGAUCUGGCUUUCACAGAGUGUUCUUGAUGAGCCCGUCACCGAAGCUGGAUUGAAGUUUGUUGGUUUGGGCAACGCGCUCUUGGAAUAUCCUUCAACGUUCCAGACGAUGUACUUCACGACUACAACGCAGGGAGUGCAGGCCACCUCUGAAAGCGCCUUCCCGCCCAUCGUGAAGCCACCCAUCCGAGCCCGCUCAGCCGAUGGCCUGGAGAUGUACGUCACCAUCAGCUUUCAGUGGAAGUUGGAAGCACAGGCCCUGAUUGCUCUCUACAAAUUACUUGGAGAAGAUGGAUAUGACGACGCCUUUGUUCGCUUUGCGCGCGCGGCCAUCAUCAAUACCUGUUCCUAUUUCCCGGCUGACAUGUACUUCACGAACCGCACUCUGAUCACUGCAAGAAUGACGGAGGAUUUGGAAAGAAAUUUCCAGCUUCCUGAAAAAGGUUUGCAAUGCACAAUCCAAGGUCUCCAGUUGCAAGAGGUGGACUUGCCAGAUGAGUUUGACGUAGAGAUUGCCAACACCCAAACGCAGCUGCAGGAACUGGAAGUUGCAUAUGCUGAGAGGGUGGAGAGGGAAGUUGCCAUGCAAACUGAACUCCUGGUUUCCCAGCAGCAGGUCCUUCGGAUUUUGGAGACCCAGAGCGGUCAAGCUCGUGGUUUCCUGGAGCUCAACGAUGCGGAGGUGGAUCAGCAGCUGCUGUUUCAGCAGCGGCAGGCCGUCGCCAACAAUGAAAUUCUGCAAAUCUUCGAGAACGAUGCGCAGCCAUUUGAGAGGCUCUUUGACAUUAUGGAGAUUCGCAUGCUGGAGGAACACAAUGCGGACAACCUCAUGUUCAAUGUGCAAUGAGAAGAAAAUGAGUAGAAGAGCAGAAAGAACGCACCAGGUGUUACUACCGCACUCCGUGUGCUUUCUUUUGC